Messenger RNA from Fusarium coffeatum, 573 nucleotides. RefSeq lists its product as uncharacterized. NCBI's taxonomy places the organism in Eukaryota, Fungi, Ascomycota, Sordariomycetes, Hypocreales, Nectriaceae. Gene Ontology annotation, biological process: transcription initiation at RNA polymerase II promoter. The record is from RefSeq and is a predicted model, not a curated record. Gene Ontology annotation, cellular component: nucleus; transcription factor TFIID complex; SAGA complex. Gene Ontology annotation, molecular function: RNA polymerase II general transcription initiation factor activity; promoter-specific chromatin binding. The transcript has 2 exons. The coding region runs from base 1 to 573 and encodes 190 amino acids.
AUGGCUAGCGAUGCGCCCGAAAAGACCACAGAGCAGACCCCUCCUGCGCCAGAGGUUCCUACUGAGGAAGCUCCUCCAGCACCAACAGUUCCUGAAUCGCGAUUGCCGACCCGCAAGGAUGUUUCCCUUCGCGAGUUCUUGAACAAGAUGGACGACUAUGCACCUAUUAUUCCUGAUGCAGUUACCAACUACUACAUGACCAAAGCUGGUCUUCCCCCACCACCACAAACCGAUCCUCGUCUUGCGCGACUGCUCGCCCUCGCGACACAGAAGUUCAUCGCAGACAUCGCUGCCGACGCUUAUCAGUACAGUCGAAUCCGCGCAUCGUCAAACACCAACAAUCCCAUGGGCUCCCUUGGUGCGGCGGCUGGUUUUCCUAUUCCUGGACAACCUACAGGUCAGCCUGGAAGCAAGGAUCAAACGAAGGGUGCACCUCUCGGUAUUCAGCGACCGGGUUACGGCGGUGGUGGUCAGGGUGGUAGCCAGAACAGAACCGUCCUCACUAUGGAGGAUCUCGGUAUGGCUGUUGGGGAGUAUGGUGUGAACGUCAAACGAAGCGAGUUCUAUCGCUAG